Molecule: messenger RNA, 4515 nt
Organism: Lodderomyces parapsilosis
Lineage: Eukaryota; Fungi; Ascomycota; Pichiomycetes; Serinales; Debaryomycetaceae
Product: pleiotropic drug resistance family ABC transporter
Exons: 1
Coding region: 1-4515 (1504 amino acids)
Biological process (GO): xenobiotic detoxification by transmembrane export across the plasma membrane
Cellular component (GO): membrane
Molecular function (GO): ATP binding; ABC-type transporter activity; ATP hydrolysis activity
Source: RefSeq, a predicted model, not a curated record
AUGUCGAAUUUGGGAACAGAGUCCAAGGACGACUCUUUGAAUAGAAUGGAAAAGCAGCAAACUUCAUCCUCUUUCGAUCGGGAUUCGGUUCAAGAAUAUACCGGUUUUCAUGCUGAGGAUAUCCAACAAUUGGCAAGAACAUACACUAAUGAAGACACCAGUUCAGCCGCCGGUUUGAAAAGAUAUUUAACCCACAUGUCACAAGUACCUGGAGUAAAUCCAGUUGAAGAAGAAAGUGCCGAUGAAAGGUUAGAUCCUAAUUCGGACAGCUUUGACGCCAAGUUUUGGGUCAAGAAUAUGAGGAAAUUAUUCGAAAACAAUCCUGACUAUUACAAACCUUCUAAGUUGGGUGUUGGAUACCGAAAUUUGAGGGCAUAUGGUACAGCAAACGAUACUGAUUAUCAACCAACAGUCACAAAUGCACUUUGGAAGCUUGCCACGGAAGCCUUGGGACACGUAAGAAAGGAAGAUGAGUCUAAGAUGUUCAACAUCUUGAAACACAUGGAUGCUAUUAUGAGACCCGGUGAGCUUACUGUUGUGUUGGGUAGACCAGGUGCCGGUUGUUCUACAUUGUUGAAGACGAUUGCUGUCAACACAUAUGGUUUUCAUCUUGGUAAGGAAUCAAAGAUCACCUAUGACGGAUUAACACAGAAGGACAUUUCUAAGCACUAUCGUGGAGAUAUAAUUUACUCAGCUGAAACUGAUGUUCAUUUUCCACACUUGUCGGUUGGAGAUACUUUACAGUUUGCAGCCAAAUUGAGAACUCCACAAAAUAGAGGUGAAAAUGUUGACAGGGAAAAGUAUGCCGAGCAUAUGGCUGAUGUGUACAUGGCCACCUAUGGUUUAUUGCAUACCAGGAAUACAAAUGUCGGUAAUGAUUUUGUCAGAGGUGUUUCAGGUGGUGAAAGAAAGAGAGUGUCAAUCGCAGAAGCAUCAUUGAAUGGAGCUAAUAUUCAAUGUUGGGAUAAUGCCACAAGAGGUUUGGAUUCCGCCACAGCUUUGGAGUUUAUCAGAGCUUUGAAAACAUCUGCAACUAUAUUAGAUACCACACCAUUGAUUGCCAUCUAUCAAUGUUCGCAAGAUGCAUACGAUUUGUUUGACAAGGUUGUUGUAUUGUAUGAAGGUUACCAAAUCUUCUUUGGCCGCGCAGACAAAGCCAAGGAAUUUUUCAUCAACAUGGGAUGGGACUGUCCACAAAGACAAACCACUGCCGAUUUCUUGACUUCGUUGACAAACCCAGCAGAAAGACAGGCACGUCCAGGGUUUGAAGACAAAGUACCUCGUACUGCCGAAGAGUUUGAAGCAAGAUGGAAAAACUCACCAGAGUAUGCUUCGUUGAUCAAGGAAAUAGACGAAUACUUCGUUGAGUGCGAGACACUGAAAACCAAAGAGUUAUACCACGAAUCUCAUGUUGCAAGACAAUCAAAUCACAUAAAUCCUGGUUCACCUUACACCGUUUCAUUCACCAUGCAAGUAAGGGCACUAAUGUACAGGAAUUGGUUGCGUACUAAAGGUGACCCAUCAAUUACGAUUUUUUCCAUUUUCGGUCAAUUGGUAAUGGGUCUUAUAUUAUCGUCGGUGUUUUAUAACAUGUCUCAAGACACUGGUUCAUUCUAUUUCCGUGGUGCUUCUAUGUUCUUUGCUGUGUUGUUCAACGCAUUUGCGUCGCUUUUGGAGAUUUUGUCACUUUUUGAUGCUAGACCUAUAGUUGAAAAGCACAAGAAAUACGCCCUUUAUCGUCCAUCAGCUGAUGCUCUAGCGAGUAUUAUCACUGAGUUACCCACCAAGCUUAUGAUGUCCAUGUCGUUUAAUUUUGUUUUCUACUUUAUGGUGAAUUUCAGAAGAAACCCAGGACGGUUUUUCUUUUAUUGGCUCAUGUGUUUGUGGUGUACUUUGGUGAUGUCACAUUUGUUUAGAUCAAUUGGUGCGGUGUCAACAUCGAUUGCUGGCGCCAUGACCCCAGCCACUGUGUUGUUGUUAGCGAUGGUUAUCUUUACUGGUUUUGUUAUUCCAACCCCAAAAAUGUUGGGUUGGUCCAGGUGGAUCAACUAUAUUAACCCUGUGGGAUAUGUUUUUGAAUCGUUGAUGGUGAAUGAGUUCCAUGAUCGUGAAUUCGCGUGCGCACAAUAUGUUCCAGCUGGUCCUAGCUACCAAAAUAUCGCACAAGCGAAUAGAGCAUGCUCAGCUGUUGGAUCGAGGCCAGGAAGUGAUGUUGUCAAUGGUACGGACUACCUUAGAUUGUCUUAUGAAUACUAUAAUGCCCACAAAUGGAGAAAUCUUGGUAUUACUAUUGGAUUUGCAGUGUUUUUCUUGUUUGUCUAUAUUGCUCUUACAGAAUUCAACAAAGGAGCUAUGCAAAAAGGUGAAAUAGUUUUGUUUUUGAGAGGCUCUUUGAAGAAGCAAAAGAAGAAGAGAUUAGCUCAAGCUCAUGACUCUGAGUAUGGUGGUAUGCCCAACGAGAAGGUGUCUCGUGAAGCUGCCACGGAAGCAGCAAAAUUUGAAAAAGGGGCUAGUGAUAGUGCCGUAACAGAUGAAGGAUCAGUUGGAUCUAUUGAGUUGCCAAGCAAUAGGGAGAUUUUCUUUUGGAAGGAUUUGACGUACCAGGUCAAAAUCAAAAAAGAGGACAGAGUCAUCUUGGAUCAUGUUGAUGGAUGGGUCAAGCCUGGACAGAUUACGGCAUUGAUGGGAGCUUCUGGUGCCGGUAAGACAACCUUGUUGAACUGUUUGUCAGAAAGAGUUACCACUGGUGUAAUUACUGAUGGUACGAGAUUGGUUAAUGGACACUCCCUCGACUCGUCAUUCCAAAGGUCGAUUGGAUAUGUUCAACAACAGGACUUGCAUUUGCCGACAUCGACCGUUAGAGAAGCAUUACAGUUUUCUGCAUACUUGAGACAAUCGAACAAGAUUUCCAAGAAGGAAAAAGACGCGUAUGUUGAUUACGUUAUUGACUUAUUGGAAAUGACAGAUUAUGGUGAUGCUUUGGUUGGUGUUGCCGGAGAAGGAUUGAAUGUUGAACAAAGAAAGCGUUUGACCAUCGGAGUUGAGUUGGUUGCUAAACCCAAGUUGUUGUUAUUCCUUGAUGAGCCUACUUCUGGUUUAGAUUCGCAAACAGCAUGGUCGAUUUGUAAAUUGAUGAGAAAAUUGGCAGAUCAUGGACAAGCUAUUUUGUGUACUAUCCAUCAACCAUCUGCACUUUUGAUGCAAGAAUUUGAUCGUUUAUUGUUUUUGCAGAAAGGAGGACAAACUGUGUACUUUGGCGAUUUGGGAAAAGAUUUCAAAACGUUAAUCAACUACUUUGAAAAGAAUGGUGCUGAUCCUUGUCCGCCAGAGGCGAACCCAGCUGAAUGGAUGUUGCAAGUUGUUGGAGCUGCACCGGGUUCCCAUGCCAAACACAAUUAUUUUGAAGUAUGGAGAAACUCACAGGAAUACCAAGAUGUGAGAAAAGAGAUUGCCAAUAUGGAAACUGAGUUGUCAAAGUUACCAAGAGAUGACGAUCCUGAAGCUAAGUAUACAUAUGCUGCCCCUCUCUGGAAGCAAUACUUGAUUGUGACUUGGAGAACAAUUGUUCAGAAAUGGAGAUCACCGGGAUACAUAUAUGCAAAGGUGUUUUUGGUCGUUUCUUCUUCAUUAUUCAAUGGGUUCUCAUUCUUUAAAGCAGACAGAUCAAUGCAAGGUUUGCAAAAUCAAAUGUUCUCUAUUUUCAUGUUUUUCAUCCCAUUCAAUACCAUUGUCCAGCAAUUGCUUCCACAAUUUAUAAAGCAAAGGGAUGUUUACGAAGUUAGAGAGGCUCCAUCGAGAACUUUCAAUUGGUUUGCAUUCAUAACUGCCCAGCUUACAUCGGAAAUGCCAUACCAAAUUAUUGUGGGAACUUUGGCGUUUUUGUGUUGGUACUAUCCCGUCGGAUUGUACAACAAUGCCGUUCCAACAGAUUCAGUUGAUCAAAGAGGUGUUCUUAUGUGGCUUUUCAUCACCAGUUUUUAUGUAUACACAAGUACCAUGGGUCUUUUGUGUAUAUCAUUCAUUGAGCUCGCUGAUAAUGCUGCCAAUCUUGCCACACUUUUAUUUACGAUGUGUUUGAACUUUUGCGGUGUGCUUAAAACCGGAGAACAACUUCCAGGAUUUUGGAUCUUUAUGUACCGUGCAAAUCCCUUCACUUAUUUGGUUCAAGGUAUGUUAGCUACAGGGUUGGCUAAUACAUCAGUUCAAUGUGACAAUGCUGAGUUGUUGACAAUUAAUCCACCUAGUGGACAAUCAUGUUCAUCAUUUUUGCAAGACUAUCUCCAACAAGCUGGUGGCUAUAUUGUUGAUUCUAAUGGGUGUCAAUUUUGUCAAAUCAAAGACACCAAUACAUUUUUAGAAUCGGUUAAUGCAAGGUACAGCGAAAGAUGGAGAAACUUUGGUUUAGUCAUUUGUUUUAUUGCCAUCAACAUUGUGUUGACGGGAUUUUUUUACUGGUUGGCUAGAGUUCCAAAGGGAAAUAGAGAGAAGGAGGAUAAGAAGAAGAAUGAAAAGUAG